AUGGCUGAUAACAACGAGCUUCCUCGUCUGCCAAACACUGGCUGGCGCUCUGAUGAUGGCUUCACCCAAACGCCUCGCGCUGGGGAUGAAUCCACACCAGCUUCAGCUUCCGAGGAUCCCUCUUCUUCUGUUGUAGCUCCUACCCCUCAUCUAGGAACUGACACACCCUCCUCCACUGGCCCCGAGACACCAGUCGCGGGUCACCACCCUCCUUCUGGUGGGGUUCCUGCCCGUCAUCCAGGAGCUCAAACACCUCCCGCUGGCCGCGACACACCAGUUGUUGGUCACCACUCUUCUUACGGUGGGGUUCCUGCCCGUCAUCCAGGAGCUCCCACACCUUUGGCUGGCCCCAACACACCAGUUGUUGGUCGAGCCACUUCUUUCGCUGGACCCCCUGCUCACAACCCAGGAGGCCAAGCCGCGGGUUAUGACAUGUCCGUCGUCGGUCAGAGCCCUUCUUUCUCUGGCUAUCCUGUCCACAACACACAGGUGUAUGGUCCAUCUUCCACUGGAGCCCAAGGGUAUUCCAGCUUCAUGGGGCCUGCCUAUGGACACAGCCCUUCUCAGUUCGAGCCCGCCUCCCAUCGCGGUGCUCCCUUCAACCACGGCCAACCCAUACCGUCUAUGAGGCAAGAUCAACCAUCGUAUGGGGAAUCUGUGCAGAUGCAUGGAAACAUGUUAUCUCAGCAGGAUGUGCAGACUCAUGACCCCUACCCUUGGGAAGACAGCCCUCAUUCCAACAUUGAGGAUAUUCAAGCUCAGCAUCGUAUCUACCGGUUCCGCAGUGAGCACGCGUUCCAGCGACGUGACGUCCCGCCUCCCGCGCACCGCUCGACGUCUAUGAUUACCGACGACGAUGAGUUUCUCUCGCCUAGCGCCGAACCACGUAUGCCAAUCCUCGCACGCCCUCGUCACAUGAGUGGGGUGACCUAUGACCCUUUCGUGCAUGAGCAGCCGGGUCCGCCUCGCCAAGGGCUCUUUACUACUCGCCCACGUCGAGAGCUUCAACAACCCCGAGCGACGACAACCCCUCGCCGCCGUGUUCGGAACAACAGUCCAACGGCAGAGGAACAGGGUCCCUCCAAACGUACCCGUCGCCGCAUCAACGAAGGCCUCUCCGCGUCGCCCCACGACAACAUAAGCGGAGAGCCCAUGGGCAAAUCCUCAGACGAUGAAGACGGCCCUUACCAGUCAGGUCUGCAAGGAUUGAAGAAGGAGCUCGGUAUUGACGACGCCAGCUCACGCCGCAAAAGCAACCGUGGCCGCAACCGCAAGGAGCCACCAAGCCUCCUGCACCGGUCCCAGCGCGGGGUGACUUACCAUCUGUGCGAGUUCAUCCAGCCUUGCAAGAUGACGCCCUCCCCGGACGGCAUGCACCACCGCAAGGUGGUCUCCCACAUAUUCGGGCGGAACAAAGCUUCCACAAAGCUGUUUCCGGAUGACGUGUGGGUGCACUACUGCCGGAAGCACUACCAACGUGCCCGGUACCGCGCUGACCAGUGGCCGUUCACGCAGUGCGAGCUCAUUCUAGAGUCGCUGCGUCGCAUGGAGGCCUGGGGCGGUGUCGCCUCUUUCGAGCUCACCCUCCGCCGCCGCGAAGCUAUUCGGGUGGAGGAAGAGCAGGACGACGCCGCCAGUGGCUCCGGCUCUCGACGCCGAGCGUCUGCGCCGGCGAUCCGACGAUCGCCGCUCCCAACCGGCCGUAAGCACCCUACGGCAGUGAUCUCUCCCGUCCCUGAGUGGCUGCGCUCUCAGGUUGGCCCUGGAAUGUCCUUCCAGCAGAUCCGGGACCUUGUUCUCCGGGUCCGCGAGGAAAUGGACUCCCAGCGGACCGCCGAAAAGCGUAAGCGCGAGGAGAAGAUGGGGAAGGUCACCCCCGCCGGUGAGUCCAUGGGGACCACUGCGGGGCCUAAGGGUGGCUGGAAGGGGAAGAAGGCCGCAGCAUCGAAGCUGCACCUAAGUCAAGUCCGUUUCCCGGACGUGGAGAUCCUGCCCACGUUCCGGCCUUGGGUGUACGCGGAGGCUGCGGCGCGUCAGCAGCGCGAGGGCCGCGGUGAGGAGGAGGAGGCGGAGGCGGAGGAGGAGCCUCAGCCUGGUCAGGAUGACGAGGAGGAGGAGGAGUAA
This is a messenger RNA of Penicillium chermesinum, 2124 nucleotides long. Its product is annotated as putative pathogenicity factor. Bases 1 to 2124 code for a protein of 707 amino acids. The transcript has a single exon. The record is from RefSeq and is a predicted model, not a curated record. Lineage: Eukaryota; Fungi; Ascomycota; Eurotiomycetes; Eurotiales; Aspergillaceae.